AUGCGGCCGACCCUCGACCGACCCUCGAUCCUGUGGCUGAUGGCCGACGACCUUGGUGCGGGAGAGCCCUCCUUCACCUCUCCAGGCCUGCUUCGCACGCCAAAUCUCGACGCUCUCGCUGGAGCUGGCAUGCGCUUCACUGCGGCGUACGCUGGCUACACUGUUUGCGCUCCCUCGCGUGCGACCUUCUUCACAGGACGGCACUCGGGCAGGCUGGCGGGAGCGCCGGCCGACUGGCCUCUCCUGCCGCAGCUGCUGCAGGCGGCGGGCUACGAGACGGUCGCCUUUGGAAAGUCGGCACCAAUGGACAUUGUGACGCCUCCGCGCCUGCCGUCGGUCGUCGAGUGGGGUGGCACGCCGCUCGAUUUCGGGUUCGACCGCUUCGCCGGGCAGCCGUCGCAGCUGUACUGUCACAACAUGUAUCCUGCCGACUGGACCGUCGGCGGCCGGGUGGAGCCGCUUCCGCUCAACCACAAGCCGAGGUCGCGCCGGUUGUGCAUGGCCCGGCCCGACGCAUACAACUACACGACCGACCUGUUCGCCGACGCCGCGAUCGGGUGGCUUCGCGCCCGCACGCCCGGCCCGCCUUUCUUCGCCUACGUCUCGUUCACGGUGCCGCACGCGGGUGGCUGGGACCAGGCGCCGCAUGCGGCCGAGGAGGGCCAGCCGGUUGGCGACCUGCUGCAAACGCUCGCGGAGCGGGGGCUGGAGCGCUCCACCGCAGUCUUUUUUGCGAGCGACAACGGCGCGCACGAGGAGGGCGGCCACCGCGUCGGCUUCUUCAACUCGACGGGCGGCCUGCGCGGCCACAAGCGCGCCUUCUACGAGGGCGGAGUCCGCUCCCCCUCCGUUGUCCGUUGGCCCGGCGUGACCCCGCCCGGGGCCGUCUCGGACGUGCCGCUGGAGAUGGCGGGCGCACCGCUGCCGCGGAACGGCACGUUUGACGGCCGCUCGAUCGUGCCGGCGCUGCGGGGCGAGCCCAUGCGGCCGCCCCCGUACCUCUUUUGGACUUGGAGAGGCGAGGCUGCGGACGAGGCGUCGCCGGCAAAGCUGGCUGGGACCCGGUGGCGACGCGUCACAGGCUUGCUGCGGGCGGUGCUGCGGCCGUCCCUCGACGACGUGAUGGAGCUGUACAACCUGACCGCCGACCCGGGGGAGGAGACGAAUCUCGCGGCGGUGGAGCGAUCGGUCGUGGUCGACAUCAAGCGCCUGCUGAUUCGCGAGGGUGUAUCGUGCGAGUGUUUCCAAUGUUGA
Molecule: messenger RNA, 1254 nt
Organism: Emiliania huxleyi CCMP1516
Lineage: Eukaryota; Haptophyta; Isochrysidales; Noelaerhabdaceae
Exons: 5
Coding region: 1-1254 (417 amino acids)
Molecular function (GO): arylsulfatase activity
Source: RefSeq, a predicted model, not a curated record